Brassica napus (rape) is the source of this 483-nucleotide messenger RNA. Its product is annotated as defensin-like protein 75. Lineage: Eukaryota; Viridiplantae; Streptophyta; Magnoliopsida; Brassicales; Brassicaceae. Bases 166 to 414 code for a protein of 82 amino acids. The record is from RefSeq and is a predicted model, not a curated record. The transcript is spliced from 2 exons.
AACUAUAUAUAUGAUAAAUUCUAGGCAAAGUUUCCAAGUUUAUACCACCCAUUUAACUAUAUAAAGACCUACUGGCUUUUAAGAAACUUCUUCAACAUCAAAACAUAAGAAAAUAUUUACAAGCGCUACACAUACAGAUUAAAAAAAACAACUACGUCAAAAAUAAUGGACCAGAUCAGAUUUAAAGAUGUUGUUGCAACCAUCGUAAUAAUGUUUUUGUUGGUCAUUGCAGAACAAGCAAAUGCAGCCUCUGUUGAUGCCGACUGUUAUGGACCGUGCAAUAACCAUUGUGAACAAACUUGCAAAAAUAAAGGUUACACAGGUUGGUUUUGCUCAACUUUUAGAGUCAAAUCUGGCUGUUGCUGUACACCAAGGAAGAAAAUCUUUGGACAAUCUGUUCAAUUGAACAACUAAACUUUUGAUGUAAUAGUCUCUAAAGCCUCCAACAAUAAAAAUAAAAUAAUAUUUUGAAAAGUUACAAAA